GAGAUUAUGAUGAGCUCUGUGACGAAAGGCCGUAGAUGAAAUUAUAUUUAUGUUGUGUGUUGGACGCACUGGAUGCGGUUAUCUGCCGUUUUACGGUGUCAGUCAACAUAUUAUUCCGUUAAGACAUUUGUUGAACAUCGACUACGAAUGCUCGGCUAUGUGUUGUUGUCUAUUUGACGUGAAGACGCUCAAGGGAGGCAAGUCCAUGACACCAUGAGUCCUCCAGCUCUGCUCUGUUGUCACAGGAAAAUCUGGUUGCAUUCAGCAGCAGGAAGCAAACGCAUCUCUUUAUUAUUUAUUAUCUUCCCCCGGAUGCUAUGGAAGGACAAGCAUAAUGAAUAGAUACACUACCAUCAGACAGCUCGGGGAUGGCACCUACGGCUCUGUCAUCCUCGGCCGCAGUCUGGAGUCAGGAGAGCUAGUUGCCAUAAAGAAAAUGAAAAGAAAAUUCUACUCCUGGGAAGAAUGUAUGAACCUUCGUGAAGUCAAGUCCUUAAAGAAACUCAACCAUGCUAAUGUGAUCAAACUUAAGGAGGUAAUUCGAGAAAAUGAUCACUUGUACUUUAUAUUUGAGUACAUGAAGGAAAAUCUAUAUCAGCUAAUGAAAGACAGGACUCGAUUGUUUCCUGAAUCUGCCGUAAGAAAUAUUAUGUUUCAGAUACUACAGGGGCUCGCGUUCAUUCAUAAACAUGGGUUUUUUCACAGGGACAUGAAACCUGAGAAUCUUCUGUGCAUGGGUCCAGAGCUGGUGAAAAUAGCUGACUUUGGGCUUGCCCGUGAAAUCAGAUCUCGACCACCAUACACAGACUAUGUCUCGACCAGAUGGUACAGAGCCCCAGAGGUGCUCCUCAGAUCCACAUCCUACAGCUCACCCAUAGACCAGUGGGCAAUUGGCUGCAUCAUGGCAGAGCUUUACACCCUCAGGCCUCUUUUCCCAGGUUCCAGUGAAGUAGACACCAUAUUCAAAGUGUGCCAAGUCUUGGGUACACCAAAGAAGAAUGAUUGGCCAGAGGGAUACCAUCUGGCGAGCGCUAUGAAUUUCCGUUGGCCUCAGUGCGUUCCCAGUAAUCUGAAGACGCUGAUCCCAAAUGCCAGUCCUGAAGCCAUUCAUCUGAUGACAGACUUGCUCCAGUGGGAUCCCAAGAAGAGACCAGCUUCUGCCCAGACUCUCAGGUACUCUUACUUCUAUGUGGGCCAGGCUUUGGGCACUCCUCAGCAGAUCUUGGAGCAGGGCAGACCUCAGCCAGGCCAUGUGCCGCUGCAGGCUCCUUUACAGUCACAACAGACGCUGCAGCAGCAGCCCCUGCUGCUUAAGCCAAUGCCCCCCUCCCAGCCUCCACCUCCCAGCCAGCACUGCUCCCCCCCCAGGCCUCUUCAGCAGAUCCAGCCCGCCGCUGUAUCUGCAGCUGCCCAGGCGGCAGUGUACCAACGGCACACAGAGCUGGUGCGAGAGCAGCAACAGAAGCACAUCCUGAAGCAGGAACAGAGUGGAAGAACACCACAGGGCCAUCUGCCUUACAUUGUUGACAAGAGUCUCCAGAGCAAGCAAGCAAGACAGGAGUCAGAAAAAGCAAACCUGCUGAGCUAUCAGGUAAAACCUAAAGGAGGGCGGCGACGCUGGGGCCACGGCACAGGGCACCUUAAGGGUGAAGACUGGGACGACUAUGAAGAAACCGAUUUGACAUCCAUAAGUGUUCUUGGAAAAAGUAACUUCUCCGCAGAGCAGUCGAGACAGAGCGAUCUGAGCAGAUAUGGAAAUGUUCUGGAUUUCAGUCGACCCAAUGGGAAGGAAGAUGCGCCUUUAAACCUGAACAAGAGUUCAGCCUACCAGGAGCCUUCAAGAACCGCUUCUGCCAAACAACAUUACCUGAGGCAGUCAAGAUAUUUACCUGGCAUUAGCACAAAGAAGAACGGAGCCAUAAACGCCAGUAAAGACUUCACUGGAAGCCAUCUUUGGGCCAACAGUAGUAUUCCAUUUGGAGGGACUCUGCCGAGCAGAGGCGCUCACGGUACAAACACAAUUCCAGGUGGAUACAUGCCGUCGUUUUACAAAAAAGACAUUGGAUCUGCCGGUCACAGAACGCCCCAGGGUCCUUCAGUGGAAUCAACAGCAUCAAAUUAUGCAACAUGGCAGUCUGGCCGGAGUCCGAUGAACACCUCUUCCAACAUGCCGCUGGCCAACAAGAGCACCCCCGGUCUGCUGCCUCACCCGCCGGUGCACAACAUCCACGGUCGAACAGAUUGGUCUGCCAAAUAUGGACACCGCUAGUGCCACGCCUGGAGCUCUAUCUGCUCCUAUGAACUCUUUCACCUCCAAAGAGUAGGCCUAGUUGUUUUAUAAUCUAAGUCUGUACAAACAUCUUACACAGCAAUAAUUUUGUUUUUCAUUAUGUGUACUAUGGAUGUUGUGAGUUGUAAAAUAUCUGUGUAUAUUUAAAUGCAAGCGGCCAAAGUUUGAGCCCAGAUUUGCUCCUCAGUGUUUUAUUUUGUAUUUCUGUAACAUAGCUUCUGUCCUCUAAAGGUCACAUCUGUUUUGUAUCAGAUUUAUCAUUGAAUGUUCACCAAACUGUAUACAUAAUAUGCAUAUCAUUUUAUGAAAACUUCACUGUGACUUGUUUUUGGCUACAACUAAUUACUUUGCCUCUGUACAGUUCAGUCUUUUCUUUUUUUUAUAACAUUCCUGCUGUUUUUGUUCAAUAAUGGUAGCCUUGUCAAUCAGGUAACUGUCAUUUGUGCAUUAUAAGUUUUUAAUAAAAUUCAAGGCCUUGCUCUUAUUUCAGUCAUUAAUACAAUGCAAGUGGUUGCCACACUGUAUAAUCAGUUUUAGUUUCUGUUCUACCCCCUUGGCCAAAGUGAGUGUGAUUAUUGAAUUGCCCGUUUAUCAAGUGUAAUUAAACUGUUGACUGGG
Messenger RNA from Cottoperca gobio, 2908 nucleotides. Its product is annotated as serine/threonine-protein kinase ICK-like. Gene Ontology annotation, molecular function: ATP binding; protein kinase activity. The coding region runs from base 335 to 2269 and encodes 644 amino acids. The record is from RefSeq and is a predicted model, not a curated record. The transcript has 14 exons. Lineage: Eukaryota; Metazoa; Chordata; Actinopteri; Perciformes; Bovichtidae. Gene Ontology annotation, biological process: protein phosphorylation.